UAUCUGCUGUUGAUGAAAGGUUUAAUACCUUGCAAGUACACCAUGAACAGUUUGGAUUUUUGUAUGACAUAACUAAAUUCAACGAAAUAGGAAAACAAGAGCAACUAAUGACAAAGUGCAAGAACCUAGAGAGCCUUCUGAAGCACGGUGAUAGUUUUGAUUUAAAUGGACUUGAACUGUACGAAGAAUUGAGUACACUGUCAUCAAUGUUGCCACAUGCAAAAUCGGUGAUGGACAUUGUACAGUUUAUUCAUACCUGCAAACUUGUUGACAUAUAUCCUAAUGUGUACAUUGCCACUCGUAUUCUACUGACAAUUCCUGUAACAAUAGCAUCAGGAGAACGGAGUUUCUCAAAACUAAAGCUCAUUAAAAACUAUCUCCGCUCUACAAUGAGUCAGGAACGCUUAACUGGUCUUGCUAUUCUUGCAAUCGAACAAGACACGACUUUGUCUUUGUCAUACGAUGACAUUAUUACUGAUUUUGCAGCCAAAAAAGCCAGAAAGAUUGCUUUUAAUUAAAAACAAAUCUUUGUUUCAA
Messenger RNA from Gopherus flavomarginatus (Mexican gopher tortoise), 537 nucleotides. Its product is annotated as 52 kDa repressor of the inhibitor of the protein kinase-like. The coding region runs from base 108 to 518 and encodes 136 amino acids. Gene Ontology annotation, molecular function: protein dimerization activity. The record is from RefSeq and is a predicted model, not a curated record. The transcript has a single exon. NCBI's taxonomy places the organism in Eukaryota, Metazoa, Chordata, Testudines, Testudinidae.